ACGUAUAUUAUAUAUAUAGUUUUGUCGGUCUAUUUUUUUACAUUUUAUAAUGAUAUAAAGAUGCCACGAGUUAUCGAAGCAACAAAAAUUCUGCGAGCAUAUUCACAAUGUUGCCAAUAAAAAAAAAUUCAGUCAUGAUUUCAUGACAUACUGUCAAAUACUGUUGUGACAGUCAAAAACGUACUAUUUACUCUAUAUAAAUCAAGUAAACGUUAAUAUAUUUCUUAUGAGGCAAAAAAUGUCGGAAAUCUUAUCAAAAUUAUGUGGCACAUUUUUUAUCUUUAAUCUCUUUUAAUUUUGUCCUGUCUAAAACACAAAGUUAGUUUGAAAACAAAGUGAUUUUCUUAAAAAUUUAUUUAUAAUCUUCUGCAAAAUUUUCUGCAUUUAUUGUGUGUAGCUGUUAUUUAUAUAUUGUAGUAGCUUAUAGUACUUAGAAUUUUGUUGAAAUGGGAGAGACGCUAUCAAUUGUGCAACAAAUAAUGAAGAGAAAGGACGGCGAUCUUAGAAAUGAGUCUGAAGAUAGAAUUGACGUCGACAAACCACUUUGGAGUCAAGAUACGUAUUUUGGAAGAUGGAUGCAUUACGCUUUCAUCACCGAUUGUCGCACGGUCCUCGUACCGACAAGCAAAUUGUGGGAGGCGAAGAAGCUCUGCGAGGAUUAUAAAAUCGGCAAGGAGCCGGAAGGCCUGCAAAGAAAAGACAUAAUCUACGCGAAAAAGCUCAGGGACAGCGCCUUCCAUCCCGAUAACGGCGAACUUAUGCAUGUGAUAGGCAGAAUGUCCUUCCAGUUACCAAGUUCCGUCGUUCUCACCGCCGCUAUGUUGACUUUCUACAGAUCCGCUAGCGGCGUGAUAGUGUGCCAGUUGGUUAAUCAAGGUUUCAAUGCGUUUGUCAAUUACACCAAUCGAAAUGCGAUGAUUGACGAACCACAAGAUACCGAUGUGAAUCAACAAGCCUUCGUGCUCGCGACUGCGGCGAGUUGCGCGGCCGCUUUGGGAUUCAGGAAGCUGUUCUCUGGCAGAGGAACUCUCUUUGUAAGAUUCGUUCCGUUCUGUGCGGUGGCUAUUGGCAACAUGGUGAAUCUUCCCAUUAUGAGGCAACGAGAAAUCACGCGGGGUAUCCCCAUAAUCAUCAAGAACGAAGACGAAGUGUGCAUCAUGAAGUCGCAGGUGGCUGCCGUCAAGGGUAUUUCCGAGUGCGUCCUCACCAGGAUAAUAAUGGCCGCGCCGGGAAUGUUGAUGAUCCCAAUGAUCACGCAGCGAAUACAACCAUACUGUUUCUAUCAGCUUCGUCCGUGGAUCGCUUUCCCCGUCGAAAUCGGCUUAUGCACGCUCAGUUUAUUGGUCAUGAUCCCUUCAGCGCUUGCUAUCUACCCGCAAAAAAACUCGAUGAAGCCAGAAUUGUUAAAGAUAUAUCCAGAGGAAUACGAAAUAUUUCGAGAGAAAAUGGGCCAGCGCAAAUAUCCGGAUUAUCUUUAUUAUAACAAAGGAUUGUAAUUAGUAAAUAAAAGUAAAAUUCAUA
Molecule: messenger RNA, 1521 nt
Organism: Formica exsecta
Lineage: Eukaryota; Metazoa; Arthropoda; Insecta; Hymenoptera; Formicidae
Product: sideroflexin-2-like
Exons: 6
Coding region: 447-1496 (349 amino acids)
Biological process (GO): monoatomic ion transport; serine import into mitochondrion
Cellular component (GO): mitochondrial inner membrane
Molecular function (GO): monoatomic ion transmembrane transporter activity
Source: RefSeq, a predicted model, not a curated record